Molecule: messenger RNA, 2172 nt
Organism: Clarias gariepinus (North African catfish)
Lineage: Eukaryota; Metazoa; Chordata; Actinopteri; Siluriformes; Clariidae
Gene: slc71a2a
Product: major facilitator superfamily domain containing 14Ba
Exons: 12
Coding region: 168-1658 (496 amino acids)
Biological process (GO): transmembrane transport
Cellular component (GO): membrane
Molecular function (GO): transmembrane transporter activity
Source: RefSeq, a predicted model, not a curated record
CGCUGCUGGUCUAACGUUCCUGGAACCAUCUCCAUUUUACAGCUGGACUGAAACGGACACUGUGUACAUUUUACAGAAGAGCCGACAGAGGCUAAAAACAAGGAGGAAACCUGGAAGGAGCCGGAGGAGAGAAGAUAUGCACCCAACAUGGCUUUUAUGUCUCUCAUAUGAGCUGUGAUGAGAUGGCCCAGGCAGGGAAAGAACCGAGCAGGACUAACCGUGUCGUGUUGGUAAAGAGAAUAAUUAUGAACGAUGACAGCAACCCGAUGCAGCAAGGAAUCGGGAAGCCGAGUGUGUACCAUGCUGUGGUGGUCAUUUUCCUAGAAUUUUUUGCCUGGGGGCUGCUCACCACACCCAUGCUCACCGUUCUACAUGAAACGUUCCCACAGCACACAUUCCUGAUGAACGGCCUCAUUCAGGGAGUGAAGGGCUUGCUGUCUUUCAUGAGCGCUCCAUUAAUCGGUGCGUUAUCAGAUGUCUGGGGCAGGAGAUCUUUUCUGUUGGUGACCGUGUUUUUCACCUGUGCGCCCAUUCCUCUGAUGAGACUCAGCCCCUGGUGGUACUUUGCCAUGAUCUCCGUGUCUGGGGCUUUUUCAGUCACCUUCUCAGUCAUCUUCGCGUAUGUAGCAGACGUCACAGAGGAGGCAGAGAGAAGCACUGCGUAUGGACUCGUGUCAGCCACAUUCGCAGCAAGUUUAGUGACGAGCCCUGCGAUUGGUGCUUACCUCUCGGCGAACUACGGGGAUAAUCUAGUGGUCCUGGUGGCUACGCUCAUCGCCCUGGCGGAUAUCUGCUUCAUCCUGCUGGCCGUCCCCGAGUCGCUGCCCGAUAAGAUGAGACUGAACACAUGGGGAGCGCCGAUCUCCUGGGAGCAGGCGGAUCCAUUUGCUAGUCUGAGAAAAGUCGGGAAGGACACGACUGUGCUUCUCAUCUGCAUCACAGUGUUUCUGUCAUAUUUACCCGAGGCGGGACAGUACUCCAGCUUCUUCUUGUAUUUACGACAGAUCAUUAACUUCUCACCAACUACAAUCGCAGUGUUCAUCGGAGUUGUGGGGAUCCUCUCCAUCUUGGCCCAGACGCUUUUUCUCACGCUGCUAAUGAGAACCAUUGGGAACAAGAACACGGUUCUGCUGGGCCUCGGAUUCCAGAUCCUCCAGCUGGCGUGGUAUGGCUUUGGAUCUGAACCAUGGAUGAUGUGGGCAGCAGGAGCCGUGGCAGCCAUGUCCAGCAUCACAUUUCCUGCAGUCAGUGCACUUGUAUCUCGCAGCGCUGAUCCAGAUCAGCAAGGGCUAGUGCAAGGAAUGAUCACAGGCAUACGAGGUCUGUGUAACGGCCUGGGUCCGGCGCUCUACGGCUUCAUCUUUUUCCUCUUCGACGUCGAGCUGAGUGGAAUUGCACCGAUCCAGACUGACUACAGCAUCCCUCUUCAGACUCCUAGUGAGCGUGUAGCAAUACCAGGCCCUCCGUUCCUGCUGGGCGCAUGCACCGUGUUGGCAGCCUUCAUGGUGGCGCUGUUCAUCCCAGAACGGCCGGCAGCAGGUGCCAAAACAUGCCAGGAGCUCAAGAGGAGUGGAAGUCUGACAGGAGCGCACGCCAACAUGCCACUUCCGGGCAGUGACGAGGACUUCGAGCCUCUCCUGGAGGACAGCACUGUGUGACUGCGUGACUCUGUGAACGUGACUUGUUUCUUCAGCCCUCGGAACGAGUGAGCAAUGCCCCUGCAAGCCCCCCCACAGGAGAUAGUUUUUUUUUUUUUUUAGGUUUUGUAUUAUACUUUAAUAUUAACACAGUUUGUUGUUUAAACCUUUUAUUUAAAGCUUGAAUUUUGAACCAAAGUUUUCCAUGGGACACUUUUAGAUAUUUUUUUUUUAACUCUAUUUUGCCACAGCAAAAGGGCUUGGACGUGCUGUAGCGGAAAUGGAGUGAGGAUGGGAUCAUGGAAAACUUAGCGCUUUAUGUUUCUAGAUGCAACGUCGAGUCAGGUUCAAUGGGCAAAGUGCAAAGUGUAAUGUGAAUCGCUUGAAUUUAGACUGUAUCGAUCCUAAGUUUACUGUGUAAUGAAAUGCUCAGAUGGUUUUUAAGCGAUUACAACUCUCUCUGUCUCUCUCUCGCGCUAUAUAUAUAUAUAUAUAUAUAUAUAUAUAUAUAUAUAUAUAUAUAUAUAUAAGGUGU